Piliocolobus tephrosceles (Ugandan red Colobus) is the source of this 2308-nucleotide messenger RNA. RefSeq names its product heparanase 2 (inactive) (gene HPSE2). Gene Ontology annotation, molecular function: hydrolase activity, acting on glycosyl bonds. Bases 74 to 1852 code for a protein of 592 amino acids. The transcript has 12 exons. Gene Ontology annotation, biological process: extracellular matrix organization. Gene Ontology annotation, cellular component: extracellular matrix; membrane. Lineage: Eukaryota; Metazoa; Chordata; Mammalia; Primates; Cercopithecidae. The record is from RefSeq and is a predicted model, not a curated record.
ACACACUUUAGAUAAGGACAAUUAGUCACUAGCGAGACCAAGUAGGAAGAGAGGUUUAAAUCAGAGGGAUUGAAUGAGGGUGCUCUGUGCCUUCCCUGAAGCCAUGCCCUCCAGCAACUCCCGCCCCCCCGCGUGCCUAGCCCCGGGGGCUCUCUGCUUGGCUCUGUUGCUCCAUCUCUCCCUUUCCUCCCAAGCUGGAGACAGGAGACCCUUGCCUGUAGACAGAGCUGCAGGUUUGAAGGAAAAGACCCUGAUUCUACUUGAUGUGAGCACCAAGAACCCAGUCAGGACAGUCAAUGAGAACUUCCUCUCUCUGCAGCUGGAUCCGUCCAUCAUUCAUGAUGGCUGGCUCGAUUUCCUAAGCUCCAAGCGCUUGGUGACCCUGGCCCGGGGACUUUCGCCCGCCUUUCUGCGCUUCGGGGGCAAAAGGACCGACUUCCUGCAGUUCCAGAACCUGAGGAACCCGGCGAAAAGCCGCGGGGGCCCGGGCCCGGAUUACUAUCUCAAAAACUAUGAGGAUGACAUUGUUCGAAGUGAUGUUGCCUUAGAUAAACAGAAAGGCUGCAAGAUUGCCCAGCACCCUGAUGUUAUGCUGGAGCUCCAAAGGGAGAAGGCAGCUCAGAUGCAUCUGGUUCUUCUAAAGGAGCAAUUCUCCAAUACUUACAGUAAUCUCAUAUUAACAGCCAGGUCUCUAGACAAACUUUAUAACUUUGCUGAUUGCUCUGGACUCCACCUGAUAUUUGCUCUAAAUGCACUGCGUCGUAAUCCCAAUAACUCCUGGAACAGUUCUAGUGCCCUGAGUCUGUUGAAGUACAGCGCCAGCAAAAAGUACAACAUUUCUUGGGAACUGGGUAAUGAGCCAAAUAACUAUCGGACCAUGCAUGGCCGGGCAGUAAAUGGCAGCCAGUUGGGAAAGGAUUACAUCCAGCUGAAGAGCCUGUUGCAGCCCAUCCGGAUUUAUUCCAGAGCCAGCUUAUAUGGCCCUAAUAUUGGGCGGCCGAGGAAGAAUGUCAUCGCCCUCCUAGAUGGAUUCAUGAAGGUGGCAGGAAGUACAGUAGAUGCAGUUACCUGGCAACAUUGCUACAUUGAUGGCCGGGUGGUCAAGGUGAUGGACUUCCUGAAAACUCGCCUGUUAGACACACUCUCUGACCAGAUUAGGAAAAUUCAGAAAGUGGUUAAUACAUACACUCCAGGAAAGAAGAUUUGGCUUGAAGGUGUGGUGACCACCUCAGCUGGAGGCACAAACAAUCUAUCAGAUUCCUAUGCUGCAGGAUUCUUAUGGUUGAACACUUUAGGAAUGCUGGCCAAUCAGGGCAUUGAUGUCGUGAUACGGCACUCAUUUUUUGACCAUGGAUACAAUCAUCUCGUGGACCAGAAUUUUAACCCAUUACCAGACUACUGGCUCUCUCUCCUCUACAAGCGCCUGAUUGGCCCCAAAGUCUUGGCUGUGCAUGUGGCUGGGCUGCAGCGGAAGCCACGGCCUGGCCGAGUGAUCCGGGACAAACUGAGGAUUUAUGCUCACUGCACAAACCACCACAACCACAACUAUGUUCGUGGGUCCAUUACACUUUUUAUCAUCAACUUGCAUCGAUCAAGAAAGAAAAUCAAGCUGGCUGGGACUCUCAGAGACAAGCUCGUUCACCAGUACCUGCUGCAGCCCUAUGGGCAGGAGGGCCUAAAGUCCAAGUCAGUGCAACUGAAUGGCCAGCCCUUAGUGAUGGUGGACGACGGGACCCUCCCAGAAUUGAAGCCCCGCCCCCUUCGGGCCGGCCGGACAUUGGUCAUCCCUCCAGUCACCAUGGGCUUUUAUGUGGUCAAGAAUGUCAAUGCUUUGGCCUGCCGCUACCGAUAAGCGAUCCUAACACUCACGGCUACCAGUGGGCCCGCUGGGCUGCUUCCAUUCCUCCACUCCAGUAGUAUCCUCUGUUUUCAGACAUCUUAGCAACCAGCCCCUGCUGCCCCAUCCUGCUGGAAUCUACACAGACUUGCUCUUCAAAGAGACUAAAUGUCAUAGCGUGAUCUUAGCCUAGGUAGGCCACAUUCAUCCCAGAGGAAAAUGUAGACAUAACCUGUACCUAUAUGAGGAUAAAGGCAUGUGUAUAGAGCAGAAUGUUUCCUGUCAUGUGCACUAUGAAAACGAGCUGACAGCACACUCCCAGGAGAAAUGUUUCCAGACAACUCCCCAUGAUCCUGUCACACAGCAUUUGAACCACAAACCCAAACCUUAGCCUGCUGCUGCUGCUGCCCUCACAGGAAGAUGACGAAGGAAAAAAACUGGGUGGACUAGCAAAAACCCAUCCUCUCCCAA